Molecule: messenger RNA, 738 nt
Organism: Nicotiana attenuata
Lineage: Eukaryota; Viridiplantae; Streptophyta; Magnoliopsida; Solanales; Solanaceae
Product: kinectin-like
Exons: 2
Coding region: 1-738 (245 amino acids)
Source: RefSeq, a predicted model, not a curated record
AUGCAACGUGGUUUGAAGGAAAGUCAGGUGCAAGCAAUGAGCCAGAGCCCCAACCAGAGCCCGAAAGACCAGCAAAAAGACCUGCAUGUGCAGGCUUUCGAUGACAAAGUCAAGGAAAGGUUGGCCUGGGGAGAGAAGGAGAAAAAGUACCAAGCUACCAUUCACAUUCUUGAAGAGAAAUUGAGAAACGUUGAGUUCAAUAAUGAUCUACAACUGCAAGAAGCCAAAGGAGAAAGAAGGAAAUUGGCCCAAGAAAAUGAAGCCCUACGAGCUCAAAUUCAAAGAAUGAAAAUCGCCGCCGAAAAUCCGGUUAGAAGUAGACAAGAUGAGAAGCUCAUAAACGGCCUUAGGAGAAAGGUGGGUGAUUACGAGGCGAACCUGGAAAAGACUGAAAAGGAGUUAGCAAAAGCCCAAGCCAAGUUAGUUAAGAAUGCGGAGGGACGGGCGAGUGUCGUCCGACAACUGAAAGAGAAGUACGACAGAGGAAUGGGGGGUCUAAAGAAAAGGAUCAAUGUCCUUGAAAACGAAAUGACCAAGCAGGCAAGAGAUCUCAAAACAGAAAGGGAACAUUGCUAUGCCCUGAUGUCGCAGUUAGAAAAGGACCUGCAACAACUUCAAGAGCAAAAUCAUACUACUGAACAAAUCAUGGAUGACUUGUUUCGCCUUCAAGAAGACCUGGCGCAUAGGCCCGCAGCAAGGCCAACUAGAAUAGCAGUGGAAGCACUUAUGUACUCUUGA